UUCUGUUGCGGGGGCGGCCACCGGCCAGUUCCAUGGCCGCCGUGCUUUUCCUCCCCGCGAACCCAAACCCUCCGCCUAACACCACAUCGUCCCCCCGCCCGCCGCGGCCGUCCACUUCCGGCAGGCUCCACUCCCGUCCCCGCCUAGUCCCCCGUCGCGCCAGCGCCCGCGCCCGAACCCAUCUCCCCGCCGCGUUCGGGAGGGGGUCGCCCGCAGCGGCGGCGGCGGCGGCCGAGCGCGGAGGGAAGGACUACUACUCCACGCUGAACAUCCGCCGCGACGCCACCCUGAGGGAGGUCAAGAGCGCGUACCGGAUCCUCGCGCGCAAGUACCAUCCAGACAUGAACAAGAGCCCUGGGGCAGAAGAAAAAUUUAAGGAGAUAAGUGCUGCAUAUGAGUUUCUUUCGGAUGAAGAGAAAAGAUCUUUGUAUGAUCGAUUUGGAGAAACAGGACUUCAUGGAAAUCAUGGAGGUGGAGAUUUCGGUGCACAUGAGGUUGACCCAUAUGAACUCUUCAAUGCAUUCUUCGGUAGUUCUGACAAGAUUUUUGGGGGCAUGGGUCCAGGGCGAUUUCAUUACAGUUCAAAUGUCAAGGAUAACAGGGGGCUUGAUAUUCGCUAUGAUCUUCUCAUUCCUUUUAAAGAAUCAAUCCUUGGAUGCAAACGGGAGAUCAGUAUUUUUCGUCAUGAAACAUGUGGCACUUGCCAUGGAUCUGGAGGUAAAUCCAAUAGCAUAACAGAAUGUACACAAUGCAGAGGUCAAGGCAGGUCGAUGAAGUCUCAGAAGACACCUUUUGGUAUAGUAUCUCAGAUAUCUUCUUGCUUAAAUUGUGAUGGCAGUGGUAAGAUAAUUACUGAACAUUGCACAAGGUGCUAUGGUUCAGGCAAAGUCAAAGUUGAACGAAGUAUAGAAGUAGAGAUACCUGGAGGUAUACAGGAUGGCUCAGCCAUUCGAAUUACUGGAGGAGGUAGUGUUGAUAAGCAAAGGGGUGUCAGUGGUGACUUGUAUAUAUCUGUUUGUGUUAAAGAAAGAGAAGGAAUCCACAGAGAUGGUCUCAAUUUGUACUCCAAUGUCACGAUUGAUUACACUGAUGCAAUUUUAGGAACUACAGUAAAGGUUGAGACAAUAGAAGGAUGGAAGGAUCUUUAUAUUCCUCCUGGAAUUCAGCCUGGAGAGAAGUUGAAAUUUGCACUGCUGGGAGCUCCUGACAUUAAGAGGCCUAGCCAUAGAGGAGAUCACAACUUUGUUAUAAAGGUGAAGAUCCCGAAGAAUAUCAGUGACCAGGCGCGUUCACUAGUUGAAGAGCUUGCUGCAAUAAAGGGAACUCCGAGUAUUUCAGUUCCUGAUGAUGACAACGUAAACCGAGGAAACUUGAAUAAGAGAAGUCAUCAUUCUUCGGCGAGGAAGACACUAUCGUUUUGGGGAUCCGUCAGGAAUCUUUUCGGGUACAUGGGUGAUGGAGGGGAUCAGAGAUUUGCUUCAAUCAGUGCACAGUCUGUUAUUCCACGAUGGACUUCUCAACAAGGAAUACAUCCGGCUGCCCGAUUGUUAGAAGGAUGCUUCAUGAUCACAACACUCAUAUUCGUUAUAAGCAGAAGGGGUAAAUUCAGGAUUUGCACGAAGUAUGAUCGCGCAACCAAAGCUGAACAAGCUGAAGAUGGAGGGUGAAGUUGUGUAAAGCUGUUCGUUGGACGUUAACAGUGUAACAGGUUGGAAUCCGGUUGCAUGAUCUUGGUCGGACAGAUCGGUGAUUAUAGUUUUUGCACCCGCCAGCUUUGCUACUGUAGGGGAAAGACGGGAAAGUUGAUGUACUAGGCUUUAUUAAGUGGAAUAGAACAACACAUUUGUACUAGACUGAUACUCAUGACUUGAACAAGUUACAACAUGUGAGAGA
Molecule: messenger RNA, 1893 nt
Organism: Lolium rigidum
Lineage: Eukaryota; Viridiplantae; Streptophyta; Magnoliopsida; Poales; Poaceae
Product: chaperone protein DnaJ-like
Exons: 11
Coding region: 33-1667 (544 amino acids)
Biological process (GO): protein refolding; response to heat
Cellular component (GO): cytoplasm
Molecular function (GO): heat shock protein binding; ATP binding
Source: RefSeq, a predicted model, not a curated record